This is a messenger RNA of Eremothecium sinecaudum, 855 nucleotides long. It is a transcript of the gene HAP2, whose product is annotated as transcription activator HAP2. The transcript has a single exon. Bases 1 to 855 code for a protein of 284 amino acids. The record is from RefSeq and is a predicted model, not a curated record. NCBI's taxonomy places the organism in Eukaryota, Fungi, Ascomycota, Saccharomycetes, Saccharomycetales, Saccharomycetaceae. Gene Ontology annotation, cellular component: CCAAT-binding factor complex. Gene Ontology annotation, molecular function: RNA polymerase II cis-regulatory region sequence-specific DNA binding; DNA-binding transcription factor activity, RNA polymerase II-specific. Gene Ontology annotation, biological process: regulation of transcription by RNA polymerase II.
AUGAUUGGGUAUGGUACUGGUGAUCAGGCUAUUGCUAAUGAAGUUGAGGAUGGUGAUUAUCGUUUGAAUACUAGUUUAGUAUCAUAUGACGCAACAGAUAAUGCAAGCGCAAAUCACGUUGAAAACCAUAAAACUAUGGCUCAGGAAUCAGUUGAAUCAGGUGACGUGGAGCCGGUACGACAUGAUGGUGAACUAGAUGUCCCGAACGAAGAGGAAAAUGAGCAGCUGGAGUCUGUUCUUAAACAGUCUGUUGUACAUGAUGCGUCAAAUGUCUAUUUAUAUACACAACAACAACAAAAUGUGAACAUUGUAACUACAAGUGGGGAAGUAGAGCGUGAUAGGCUAUCAGAUCAUCGAGGUGGUGACAAGGUAGGCGGGGAAAUGUAUUCUAAAGGUCAAUAUUUUGAUGCUGGAAAUCUUGACUUUACUACUACAGACCAGGUAGCGUUGGAGAACGAUAAUAGUCUUAGUGAGCCUGCGGAGCAGCCUUUUUACGUCAAUGCUAAGCAGUAUUACCGGAUUCUUAAGCGUCGGUAUGCUAGGGCUAAGCUGGAGGAAAAUCUAAAGAUCUCUAGAGCCAGGAAGCCAUACCUUCAUGAGUCUAGGCAUAAACAUGCUAUGAAAAGGCCACGAGGCCAAGGAGGGAGGUUCUUAACUGCAUCUGAGAUAAAUGAACUGAAAAAACGCGAAAAUUCGGGCUCUUCCGAGAAGGAAGAGCAGCUAGAGGCUGAUUUGCCAUCUUCUUCGCCGAAGGAGCCUAGGAAACCGCAAUAUCAAACACCACAUAUCCAGCCACAAGUUUCGGGUAUGAACUCCAAUAAUAAGGCUGAAUCACAGGCAGAGGGCAACCGGUAG